AUGGAUGGUGCGAUAGCACUGCGACAGCAAACCACGUCUGCUUCUGAUAGCCGACAUCGAGUAGGGUCUUUCUCGUCAUCAGGCUCCCAGGUAGUUGCAGAUAUUGAGGUUCGUCCCCCGCCGACCGUGCUUGAGUCAGUUGGCUAUCCAUCCGUCGCACAAACCAGGCCCCCGGAUCUAAAAAUCACCCUAUCAUCCAACAAAGAUAAAAAAUCUUCUAACCGGCGCCUAAUAAAACGCGGUUCUUCUCGUCCUACGUCUCCCCUAGUAUCACCACCACCUUCUGUUGAUUCACUACCUCUUCCGAUUCCUACGAACAAUGCGAAUAAAAUCCUCUAUUUAAUGAAGGCCUCGGCCGGUCGCAUGAAAGGCGAAAUCGAGUAUCAGGCCGAGAUGAACGGUCUCUGGCACUGUGGAACAGCCUGGAUCGACGAAGACAGAGGUAGUUUAUAUUGUGACUCCGGUCUCACUGGGCAGCUUCCUACUGCUUUAGUUACCGACCUUCGGGGGUGCCGGGUUGUACCUGUUGACGGUUUGGACAACAAAGGGACAUGCUUGGAAAUUCUAAACAAUAAGAUGGGCGUGGAACUCUUCUUACGACCUCUUUCACCCGCAGAUUUUGACUGGUGGCUUGCCAGUCUUCUUUGCUGGCAACAACUCCGCCCCAGUAUCGUGAGAUUUGCUAACGGCAGAAGUACGAGUUCACCCGGGUCCGCUCGACCGGAAAUGAAAAGGCGAGGAUCUCUGGCCGUAGGCGGCUCGUCCUCUAAGGAUGCGGCCAUCAUCAAGGUCGGCAAGGUGAUGCUGUGGGACAAAGGCACCGCUACGUCACCACGCGCAAUCGUGAAACGGUCAUCUACCCGAGAUCUCCGUUCAGGCUUGACAGCGUGGAGGAAGGUGUCUUGCAUCUUGCAAGAUAAUGGUGAAUUCAAACUGAUGACAGAGAAUGAUGUAGCGGUACUUUCGGUAAUUGAGCUACCACAGCUUUCUCGCUGUGCGAUACAACAACUAGACAGAUCUGUCUUAGACGAAGAAUAUUGCAUUGCGAUCUUCCCGACGUACGCAUCCACAGCCAAGCAGCUUUCGAUAUUCCGGCCUGUGUAUCUUGCUCUCGACUCUAGGGUCCUCUUUGAGGUCUGGUUUGUGCUCCUACGGGCAUUUGCCGUACCUGAUUUAUACGGUCUUGAAGCAUCUACAGACCAGGUAAUAGAAAUACAAGACUUCAUGAAUGAUUUUCAAGGGCAGCUAUUUCGCUUAGAGAAAACCAUACAAAUCAGAGUUACCGAAGCGAAAAUAAGAAAAGCAACCCCAGGUCCAGAGCAUCACGACCGCCAUUCUAAAGAGCGAGAUCCUUUGACCGGGAAUUACCUUGCCGAGGUGAUUUUAGAUGGCGAAAUUCGAUCCCGAACAACGACCCAGACCGACACAAAGAACCCGUUCUGGCGAGAGUUUGCCCAGUUUACUGAAUUACCCAGCACAUUACCGUAUUUAUCUAUUAUUCUAAAGCGACUUGAUGGAAAUCUGGAAAGUUUGAGUCAUCAGCUACAAGCGAGUUUAGGUGUGCCUAAGACGAUUGAUUUGACAGAAGUUAUAUGCGGAGCGGUGGAUAUACCCUUGGAAAAGUUGGAACGCGCAAAGGAUCAUGAGCAAUGGUUUCAAGUCUAUGAUGAGAAGCAAGAUAGUAUUGGGAGCAUGUUUGUCAAAGUUAAUCACGAUGAGCUGGUGGUCCUCGGAACGAAGGAUUAUGAGCCGUUAUCUGAACUUCUUCACAAGUUCAGCGUCGGGCUGACGAGUCAAAUUGCCCUAGCUAUACCCUCCGCCAUGCGACGGCUUGCAGAGCUACUCUUAAAUAUCUACCAAGUGUCAGGAACUACCAGCGAAUGGCUUAUGGCUCUUGUCGAAGAAGAGAUAGACGGGAUUGGAAGCCAGAACAAUAUGAAGAGGCUGCGCUUCAGCCGACGACUGAAGUCGACUGAUUCCGCAAACUCGGGCGACAGGGACAUGCUCGUCCGCGACAUGAAGACCUUAGCCGGCGAGGCCAAUCUACUUUUUCGUGGCAACUCUCUGCUCACUCAAGCUUUGGAAUUUCACAUGCGCCGGCUUGGAAAAGAAUUUUUAGAGGAGAUAUUGGCAGAAAAGAUCUUCGAAAUCAAUGAGUUGAAUCCGGAUUGCGAGGUAGAUCCGAGCAGAAUCCACCAUAGCGAUGAGUUGCAACAACACUGGACCCUCUUGGUACAACUGACGACGGAGGUGUGGGAGUGUAUAGCUGAUUCCGCAACGAAGCUACCGUUUGAACUCCGACAAAUCCUCAAGUACGUUCGAGCUGUCGCGGAAGAUCGCUACGGCGACUUUCUUCGUACCGUUACCUACACAAGCGUCUCGGGAUUCUUGUUCCUUCGGUUUAUCUGCCCAGCGAUCUUAAAUCCUAAACUCUUCGGACUCUUGCGGGACAAUCCAAGAGCUCAAGCCCAACGUACACUAACCCUUAUAGCGAAAGGGCUCCAGGCUCUAGCAAACUUAUCCACGUUCGGCAAGAAAGAAAGCUGGAUGGAGCCUAUGAACAAAUUUUUAGGCAUUCAUAGGCAACCUUUCAAAGAUUACAUAGACCAGACAUGUUCGAUACCGACUGAGCGUAACCUCUAUGCUGUCCCAGCUUCAUACUCGACUCCCAUCACAAUCCUCGGCCGCCUAUCUCCAAUAUCGAGGGAAGGAUUCCCCUCUCUACCAUACCUUAUCGAUCAUCCCAGGAAUUUCGCAGCCUUAGUCAAACUUUGGCUUGAAUCCAGCCAUAAAUCUGCACUUACCGAUCCUGCCGAUUUCGAUGCCGAGCUGGCGGAAUUCCAUAUAAUAUGCUUAGAUCUUCAAAGACGCUCUGACGAAUGCCUUGCUAGAGUCGAAGCACUUCGUGCGUCGGAGAAUGAAUCAGUGGACACGGACGAACUGGCAGAGGUUAUGGAAAGGACAUCCCUUUUGGAUGCAGUUAACGUGGCAUAUGGGAACCCUCCCCCUUGGUCCGAGAACGACUCUUACCGCCCCCCAGGUUCGUCUGGGAGCGAGCCAGAUGGUUGUGACCGUCAAGCAUUCCGGGCGCAUGCGAAAGAAGGCAAGGCUUUUCGUUACGGGUCCGAUAAUACAGAGAUGUCAAAUUCGGGUACCAUACGGGCGAAGCAUGGGAAGAAUCCUCGCAGCUUUCUACAUAGCCUAAUAAGCGGCAAGAGAGAUAAGGACAAAAAGAAGGACAAGGAGAGAGAAAAGGAGAGGGAGAGAGAAAGGGAAAAGGAGCUAGCCGGCUCAUCGACAGGACAGGAGAGAAAUAGAGAAAGGGAGGAGAAGACUGGUAGAGGCAUUCUAAGCAGCUUCUCGGAAUCCUGGCAGAGCGACAACAGCUCAAGGCACUAG
This is a messenger RNA of Daldinia caldariorum, 3399 nucleotides long. RefSeq names its product Rho GTPase activation protein. The transcript has a single exon. The coding region runs from base 1 to 3399 and encodes 1132 amino acids. Gene Ontology annotation, biological process: regulation of GTPase activity. The record is from RefSeq and is a predicted model, not a curated record. Lineage: Eukaryota; Fungi; Ascomycota; Sordariomycetes; Xylariales; Hypoxylaceae.